Molecule: messenger RNA, 2192 nt
Organism: Mucor mucedo
Lineage: Eukaryota; Fungi; Mucoromycota; Mucoromycetes; Mucorales; Mucoraceae
Exons: 1
Coding region: 429-2075 (548 amino acids)
Source: RefSeq, a predicted model, not a curated record
CCCAUAUAAAUUACCUUUUUAUUAAAUCAAAUCCUUUAAUUGAUCAGACAGCUCAGAGGUUGACUUGGUAAAGAGUGACCUUAGGGAUUUUAUGGGCCCAUACGGCGUCAAUGAAGUCAUGUUACGACCCGAUUAUUUGACUCCUUCCCCACAAAGUAAUCAUCGUUACAAAAAAGACGCUUUGGUAACAAGGUAGAAUAAAAAUAUUCUCACACUAUUACGUAAAUAUCAACUCUUUUUAUUUUUUUAUAAUUAGGCUCUCUCCAUUAUUAAGUGUUAAUAACACCAGAAGCUCUCCUGAGUAUAUCGCUCCAAGCCCAGUUGAUGAGCUCAAAGAGGCAUGUCCUCCGUAUCGAGGCUCUUUAUUACUUGAAUUGGCUUCCAAACCAGCUAAAUCCGAUAAAAAGGAUAACAUCUCCACAAACGAAAUGCAGCGUCACAUUGAUGUACCUUCCGCACGUCGUAGCGUACAAAUUUCUUCUCUUCCAGAGACCAUCACUGCUCAAAAACGCUCAUCAGAGGCCAAAACUAUCGUAAGCAGAUAUUCACAGAGGCUUCCAUCUACCCUCAGAAGAGCAUCUGUAGAAGAAUCUAGCAGCGUCACACCGCCACUUGAUUCUCUCCUUAGUCGUUACAGCACCAAAACUCAAGAUUCCGCAGCAGAAACUCACCAUAUUCAACGCAAAGAUGUUACUGCAUCAUCCCGAUAUUCACAACGACGUCUUUCUGCUGAAAACACUUCUAAAAAUCAAAUCCAGAACACUGUUGCAGAAUCAAGUACUGCUGCUUCUCGAUAUACUCAAAGACGAUCUUCUAAUGAGGAUAACAGUAAGACCAUCACCAGUCGAUAUUCACAACGACGUCUCUCCACGGAUCAUACUGAUACCAAACCAAAGGUUGAAACAAAGCGUUACGAGCCUCGUCAAUCUACAACCACAGCAACACACCCAAAGCCACGAGAUCUCUCUACUGUAACAAGUCGAUAUUCUCAACGACGUCUCUCAAUUGAAAAGGCAAUCGAUAUCAAGCCUAAAUUAGAACAAAAGCGUCCUGAUUUACGUUAUCCGACCACCACAGAAACACGUAAGCCAAAAUUACCAACUCGAGAUAUCUCCACCAUCAGUAGUCGCUACUGUCAACGACGUCUUUCAACUGAGAAUACUGAUACCAAAAAUGCAGAAAUCACAAGAUCCCGAGCUACAUCCAUUCGAUUAGAGCCAGCUAGGACCAAUACCUACCAAAGCCAAUCAAAUCGCAACUCAUUUGUACCAAAUGAAGCUACUAAGGAUGCAGAACCUAUUGAAACUCGUCGCUAUUCAACCCGUGGUAGACUUACAACAACAGCAACAUCUACCAAUACUAGGGAUGCUGAAAAAUAUGUACCCAAUGAUACUAAGCAUCACCAAGCUGGGAUAACUGUUACUCGAAAAUUAUCUCUUCGUGAUCGUACGCUUACAUCCAACCGUAUGAAUGAUUUAACCAAGCAUCCUUCAGAAGCCACGCCCAGGGAUACCGGACAAAAUCAAGCUGGAUCUAGUCGUACUCGAAGGGUCUCUUUUAACCUUGACGAGCCUUCCCAUGAGAAUCCAUCCGAUAAGCAUCCCACAUUAAAUAUUAAUAAGAGGGAUUCCUAUCAUGGCAGCUAUGAUGAACAGGUUAAUGUGAAGGUAACACCACCACGUCGUCCCAGAUCCUUCUCUGUACCUAAUAAUGAGGAAAGACACUCUUUGUUGCCUGUCCUAUCAACCCGUGUUCGAAAGUACAGCAAUCCAAAGCCCGAAACUGUACGCGAGGAAGAAAUCAUGUCAUCGAGAUCCAAGGAAAAGCGACCUUUUGUCAAUACACAACAAUUGAUGUCUCCUUCUCAUAGCAUUGGAAGUUCUAUCUCAACAGAUUCAACCCAAUCAGGAGAUUUCGAUGCCGGACCAGCUACACCACCUCGUUACUCUUAUAUGGAACAUCAACAAGUACGUCCAGCUAGCAAGCCUAUCAGUCAAUCUGUAUCUGCUGUUCUUUUACAAGUAAAGCAAAGCAGAGCACGUACCGCUGCCAUUAUCAACGGCAUGUACAAAUAAUUUACCCUAUCGAAAAAAAAACUAAAAAAUAUGUGAGCUGGCUUCAAUUACCCUUUACCAGCAUCAAUAUUUUUGUAGUCUCAAUAAAAAGAAAAUUAAGUGUUUUGUAUUAUUAAA